AUUCAACCCAUGGUGAAGAAGUAUAUUCAGUGAUUAAUAUGUAAACUGAAGUAGUUUAUGGUACCACUAGGAUUACGUCGGAAGCAUAAACGGGAGCUUGAGAAACUGACACUUACAUUACAACCUUUCAAAACACUAAAGUUUUUCACUUUAGCUAUUCUUCAACAUGUAAAUAGAUCGGUGGUAUUCAUUUUCACACAUGGUUUCUUGCUUAUGCUUUUGACAACAGCCAUAAUGGCGGUUGGAGUCUUGCUCGUGACUGAUGAUGGUCCUCAUAGAAAGCAUGUUGAAGUGGUUCUUGAAUAUCUACGAUUUGGAUUGUGGUGGGUGGCUCUUGGCGUUGCAUCUUCUAUUGGUCUUGGAUCUGGUUUGCACACUUUUGUCAUGUAUCUGGGUCCCCACAUUGCUUUCUUCACAAUGAAAGCAAUGCAGUGUGGUCGAGUGGAUAUCAAAAGUGCUCCAUAUGAUACAAUACAACUAAACAGAAGUCCUACAUGGCUUCAGAAGGAUUGUUCAGAGUUUGGUCCCCCGAUGUUUUCAUCUCCAGAUGGCCAUGAGGUUCCGGUUAGUAGCAUUUUAGGACAACUUCAGUUAGAAGCUAUUCUAUGGGGUUUUGGAACUGCAAUCGGCGAGCUCCCUCCAUAUUUUAUUUCAAGGGCAGCAAGUAUCUCCGGUAGUGAAGGAGAUGAAAUAGAAGAACUUGAUGGAGCUCCUUCAAACACAAAUCAAUUAAAGCGCUGGUUCCUGUCACAUGCACAAUAUUUGAACUUCUUCACAAUUCUACUGCUUGCUUCGGUACCAAAUCCUCUCUUUGACCUUGCUGGCAUAAUGUGUGGGCAAUUUGGGAUUCCAUUUUGGAAGUUUUUUCUGGCAACAGUUAUUGGGAAGGCAUUCAUGAAAGCUAACAUACAGACUAUAUUCAUCAUCUUAGUCUGCAACAAUCAACUUCUAGACUGGAUAGAAACUGAGUUGAUAUGGACACUUAGCUUCAUCCCUGGUGUUGCUUCUGUCCUGCCGGGAGUCGUAGCAAAAUUGCAUGCGGUAAAGGAUAAAUAUAUGGCAGCCCCUCCUACAGAAUCGUCAAACUUCAAGGUGGAAUCAUGGGAUCUUUCCUUUGCUACACUUUGGAACACCAUCAUAUGGCUGAUGCUAUUGAACUUCUUUUCCACCAUUGUUAGUUCAACUGCACAAAGUUACCUGAAGAAAGAACACGAAAAAGAAAUGGCCGCUUUGAAAAAGAAACUAGUUAAACCAAAUGAAACCGUCGAUUAA
Cynara cardunculus var. scolymus (artichoke) is the source of this 1272-nucleotide messenger RNA. RefSeq names its product vacuole membrane protein KMS1-like. The transcript has 8 exons. The record is from RefSeq and is a predicted model, not a curated record. NCBI's taxonomy places the organism in Eukaryota, Viridiplantae, Streptophyta, Magnoliopsida, Asterales, Asteraceae. The coding region runs from base 58 to 1272 and encodes 404 amino acids.